Nymphaea colorata (pocket water lily) is the source of this 859-nucleotide messenger RNA. Its product is annotated as ethylene-responsive transcription factor ERF039-like. Gene Ontology annotation, biological process: regulation of DNA-templated transcription. The record is from RefSeq and is a predicted model, not a curated record. Gene Ontology annotation, molecular function: DNA-binding transcription factor activity; DNA binding. The coding region runs from base 68 to 604 and encodes 178 amino acids. NCBI's taxonomy places the organism in Eukaryota, Viridiplantae, Streptophyta, Magnoliopsida, Nymphaeales, Nymphaeaceae. The transcript has a single exon.
GGGAAACCUGCCGGCGACGCUUUCAGGAGAAGGAAGAAACUAGUUCAGAAGAGUCGAGGGUGCACCGAUGGAUCGGAGCGACGCCGGGGAGGGAGACUGCUCGUCAGGGGCGAACUACCGGGGCGUUCGGCGGAGGAAGUGGGGGAAGUGGGUGUCAGAGAUCCGGGAGCCAAAAAAGAAGUCGCGAAUCUGGCUCGGAAGCUUCGAGACGCCGGAAAUGGCCGCGGCGGCCCACGACGUCGCCGCUCUCUACCUCCGCGGCAGCUCGGCGCGCCUCAACUUCCCGGAGAUCGCGGGGCAGCUGCCUCGUCCCGCCAGCUCCGACCCGAACGACAUCCGCCUCGCGGCGCUGCAGGCCGCACUCAGCUUCGCGCCCCCGAACUCCCGCACGGAGGAGGCUGCGGCGGAAGCUGCUUCUCCAGCAAGUGACACGCCGUUGGGUCAGUUCCCCGGCGACGAGAUUCCCUUCGACUCGCCGAGGCUAUGGAGGGAGUUGGCGGAGGCGAUGCUGCUGAGUCCGCCGCGGUUUUGGUCCGCGGCGGAGAGCGACGUGCAGGAAGACGACGCCGAUUGGGGUGGGCAGCUCUGGAAUUUGUGCAAAUGAUGCUACCCUCCUCGGUAAAAAAAAAAAAUGAGAAUCAUAUAACAGCACUGUGAGUAUCAGAGUAUGAAUGCUUAGACUAUUAGGAUUGUGCCGUCACGUGACUUGUCUUCAUCGCAUGUAUACAUGUAUUCCCGCAUUGGGAGGUACCGGGUACGGGACUUCGGGUCGGAUCCCGGUCACUGAUAUCAAAAUAACUCAAGAUAUUUGAAUAUUUAAAAUAAUUAAAAUAAAAAAAAUCAGGUAUUUUUAAGCAUA